AAACGAAAAGAGGUAGAGAGAAAAAGAAAAAUGUCAUUUCAAACAAUUGCAUCAGAAUCCGAGGCACCAAAUAAACUUACUUUAAGCGACAAUGGUGUUCUUCGUCGCACUGAAUACCAUCAACCAAGUGCUUGGGGAGAUUAUUUCCUUUCCAAUCUUUCCAACAUUUUGGAAGAAGAUUCGGUCCUGAAAAAACUUGAAGAACUUAAAGAAGCAGCGAGAAGCAUGUUUGUAGCUGCUGAAAAGCAUUCAGACAAAUUAUGUUUGAUUGAUUCAAUCCAAUGUUUAGGUUUGUCAUAUCACUUUGAAGAUGAAAUUAAUGAAAUACUUGAUCAAAUUCAAAAUUCUGCCCAUGUUGAUGAAGAAGAUGAGGAGGAUCUUUACAUCAUCGCUCUUAAAUUCCGAUUGCUUAGACAACAAGGUUUCCCUGUUUCUUGUGAGAUAUUCAAUAAGUUUACAACUGAAAGUGGAGAUUUCAAAGAAUCGAUUACAAAAGAUGAAAAAGGUUUAUUAAGUUUGUAUGAGGCAUCUCACUUGAGAAUGAAGGGAGAAAGUAUAAUGGAUGAAGCAUUAGAAUUCACAACAACUCAACUUGAAGCAAUGGCCAUGGAUUCCACUUCUCCAUUCUCACAGGAAGCUAAAUAUGCAUUAAAAUGGCCAAUCUAUAAAACUUUGUCAAGGUUCAUGACUAGGCACUAUAUCUCUCUCUAUCACAACAAUCCAACGAAGAAUGAUAAUAAUAUUUUGCUCACUUUUGCAAAGUUAGACUACAAUUCUCUUCAAAAGCUCUACCAGAGAGAGCUUGGUGAACUUUCAAGGUGGUGGAAUGAUUCGAAGUUAAAAGAGAAAUUACCAUUUGCAAGAGAUAGAGUGGUGGAGAGCUAUAUUUGGGCAUUGGGAAUAUACUAUGAACCAAAGUACUCUAGUGCUAGAACACUAUUAGCCAAAAUUAUUGCUCUCAUAACACUUAUUGAUGAUAUGUAUGAUUGUUAUGGCACACUUGAAGAACUUCAACUAUUCACCAAUACAAUUGGAAGGUGGGAUAUGAAUUGCAUUGAGGAGCUCCCAAAUUACAUGAAAGUUUUGUAUGAAGCUAUACUUAAAAUUUAUGAAGGGACUAUACAAGAUAUGUGCAUGGAUAACAAUAUUCCAUAUGCAUUUGAUUAUGCAAAAGAAGGGAUAAUAAGGCAAUGCAAACUUUAUAUGGUGGAAGCUAAAUGGUUCAAUGAAGAUUAUGUGCCAACAAUAGAAGAGUACAUGAAAGUUAGUGCCACUUCCAUUGGCUUGUAUGCUGUGGCUUCAAUUGCCUUCCUAUCUAUAGGAAAUAUUGUUUCAGAAGAGAUUUUCCAAUGGGUUCAAGGUAACCCUAUGCUUCAUAAAGCUAGUGAAGUUGCUAGUAGACUUGUGAAUGACAUAGUUUCCCACAAGUUUGGACAAGAGAGAUGCCAUGUUACUUGUUCGAUUGAAUGCUACAUGGAACAAUAUGGAGUAUCAAAAGAGGUAGCCAUAGCUGAACUAAAAAAGCAAGUGGAUGAAGCACGGAAAGAAAUAAUAGAAGAUUACAUAAAACGUGGCAAGUUUCCAAGAGUGAUUCAUGAUUAUGGGCCGAAUUUUGCUCGAGUUACAGACUUCUAUUAUAAGGAACGAGAUGGUUUCACUUUUGCUAAUACAGAAACUAAACAUCUUAUCGCCCUAAUACUUACAGAUCCUAUGCCAAUUUGAACCUAUCUACAGUCUACUUAUUUAACUUGUAAUGCCUUUAAUGUAUAAAAGGUAUAAGAAUGCUUUGCAAUUAGAAGUUAAAAUGUUUUCAUGUACUUUUUUAUGUGUGUUCUAUCGAAUGAAAAUAUAUAUCUUUUUAUAUUUCAA
This is a messenger RNA of Cucumis melo (muskmelon), 1869 nucleotides long. Its product is annotated as probable terpene synthase 2. NCBI's taxonomy places the organism in Eukaryota, Viridiplantae, Streptophyta, Magnoliopsida, Cucurbitales, Cucurbitaceae. The coding region runs from base 31 to 1722 and encodes 563 amino acids. The record is from RefSeq and is a predicted model, not a curated record. Gene Ontology annotation, biological process: diterpenoid biosynthetic process. The transcript has 7 exons. Gene Ontology annotation, molecular function: magnesium ion binding; terpene synthase activity.